Messenger RNA from Exophiala bonariae, 2265 nucleotides. RefSeq lists its product as uncharacterized. Lineage: Eukaryota; Fungi; Ascomycota; Eurotiomycetes; Chaetothyriales; Herpotrichiellaceae. Gene Ontology annotation, molecular function: DNA-binding transcription factor activity, RNA polymerase II-specific; zinc ion binding; DNA binding. The transcript is spliced from 2 exons. Gene Ontology annotation, biological process: regulation of DNA-templated transcription; DNA-templated transcription. The coding region runs from base 1 to 2265 and encodes 754 amino acids. The record is from RefSeq and is a predicted model, not a curated record.
AUGCCACGCAAUACCAAAGACUAUCACUACCAGCCUUACCAACGCCAGCGUCCAGUCUCCUGCCACUUCUGCAGGACUCGAAAACUUCGUUGUAAUCGGGAAAGCCCCUGCUCGAAUUGUUCCGCUCGAGGCAUCCAGUGUCAUCUCUACGCCUCAGAUACCAAGGCGUGCACUUCCGACACGUCUGAAGGUCUUGAUGCAAGCGAUGCCCUAGGUACCCACAACGAAGUGACACGAGGAGUCUUGAGCCGCUUGGAGAGGCUUGAGCAGGCCCUUUUAAGCAAGACCUCCAAUAAUGCUCCUCCCAAUUCCACGGAACUACGGACAACGAGCGCUGUUGCCAAUAGAGAACCAGUCUCUCCCGCAACUCUUACUACCGGCCAGGCAGUGCGUGGUGGCGCUGUGACCAAGCCUACUCAGCUCGUCACGGACGCCGAGUUGCUCGAACAUGAAUGCGCUGAAUUUUGCGAGGUUCUGUUCGUUCCCGAGACCAUGCUAUUCAAAGUCUGUCCCAUUUCCCAAAUCACAAGACCACAAUCAUACAUUUUCCUUCCACCAAACGACCCCACAUGUUCUUCCUGGGGUGAGCCAACCAAGUGUAUAUGGCUUCCUCAUUACUCGGAAGCGAAGGUAUUGAUCGAAAAAUACUUCAAUGAUCUAUCACCUAUCCACCACGUCAUCCAUGUUCCGAGUGUGCGGCAGCUUGUGGAUGGUUUAUACCAUCAACUAGCCCCGGCUGAUCAAACAAUUUCCAGUACCAGCCCAGAGAAAGUCGCCUUGGUAUUGGCCAUGUUGACGAGCGCCAUCCAUUCCCAAGAUCUACCUACUGCAAACUCCCAAGCCAUCAUCUUCACUACCUCCACGCUCUCAGUGCUUACAUAUUGCAAGUCAGUCGGUCCCGGUUCUCUUGAAGAAAUCCAAGCAAUGAUUAUAUUGGCCUUCGUGGUGAGCCACUUGGAAGGUCUCUCCAGACGAUAUUGGUCGCUAUUUGCGGAAGCGGUCAUGAUGUCAAGGGCUUUGGGAUUGCAUCUUAUCGAUGACGAACAUCGGAAGCUGCUGGAAUCCAGUCCAUCGACUCAUUCGAUCAGAGCUGAGAUGGGACGAAGAAUUUGGUGGUACUUGGUAGCGACUGACUGGAUGUUCGCCCGGUAUCCAGGUCCAUUCGAAGGUCUCUACACGAUCAAUCCGCACCACAUGUGUGUACGGCAGCCCCUCAACAUCGACGAUGCAGAUCUUUUCGACGGAAUACAUUUUUUCCAGGCUGACAAACCUAUAUCUCAACCAACAGAAAUGUCGUAUAACAUCCAAAGAAUACGAUUAUCCAAAAUAUGCCUUGAGAUCACAGACUCGAUUCCUUUCAACAGUCGCAGCUUUACUCACGAGCAGAUCAUGACUAUUGACAACAAAAUCCAAGAUUUUAUCAAUACACUUCCAGAAUUUCUGCGACUGGACGAAAAUAUAUCCUCAGUGGUAGCGCAAACGGGCCUCUCCGAAAGGUUUUCUCGUGGGAUCGUGAUACAGAGAUACAUAAUCAACUCUCUAGUGCACGCACAACGUUGCAAAUUCCACCUCCAAUAUCUGGGACAAAUUUCCACGGCCGUCGGCAAGAACUCACCGGAAUAUAAAGCAUCUCGUGAUAUCUGUUUGAAUACGGCAAGAUCCAUCAUCCGCUUUGAACAAGCCCUGGAGCAUGAAAAUGUUGCAUUCGCCAAAGUAAGGCUGAAAUUUAGUGGGAUCUUAUAUUGCCUAUUCAUGGCCACAAUGGUUUUAGGACUCGAUCUAUGCUUGAAUAAACGACCGUCGAUAAGAUUGAAACCCUCACAGGGGAGAGGGCGUGGUCACAGUCAACCCAAUGUGGUUGACGAAGAACGGAAAGCCGAGCUUGUGCACGCGUGCAGAAUUCUUGCUCAGGCCAGAAAAGAAUCUCUCAUGGCAGCCAAGCUGUUGGACUCGCUUUUCAAUACAUUGAAGAAACAUCAAGUGACUGUUCCACCUCUGGACCUUCUGAAGACUGGAAAUGGUGAUGGCCAACAAGAACCAAUACCCACCGAUAGUUCAACAACGGUGUUACCAAGUAUCGACGGCGAAUUAUCUCCUUCCGAUGAAGAUGCUGCAAGCAAUCUCAAUGCCGGCUUCAAAGAUUUGUUGGAUGACAUCCCCGAUCUGCCAUAUUUUGAUGAAUUAUGGAACACCUUCAAUGAAGGCAUGGAUUUCGAUUCUCUCUGUCAAGGAGGUUGGUUUUCUGGUCGGGAACCACAGUUCUAG